Messenger RNA from Aphanomyces astaci, 651 nucleotides. RefSeq lists its product as hypothetical. Lineage: Eukaryota; Oomycota; Saprolegniomycetes; Saprolegniales; Verrucalvaceae. Gene Ontology annotation, biological process: regulation of DNA-templated transcription. The record is from RefSeq and is a predicted model, not a curated record. The annotation marks the transcript as partial. The transcript has a single exon. Gene Ontology annotation, molecular function: DNA-binding transcription factor activity; sequence-specific DNA binding.
CAUUUUCCGAUUUGGAUCAUGCCUGUCACAUCAUCUCCAUCCAGCCACACGUCCGACGACAACAACGACCGUGAAGUUGCCCCCUUCCUGCGGACUCUGCGGACGAUCUUGACCUAUGAAAGCGAUGACAUCAUUCGAUGGACACCGGAUGGCCUGGCGUUUGAGAUCAUCGACAUGGAGGCGCUGACGUCCGCCGUGCUGCCGCACUACUUCAAGCACAACAAAUACUCGAGUUUCCAGCGCCAGCUCAACUACUUCCACUUCAAGAAGUGGACCAAGAGCCUCGUGCACGUGUGCACGUUCUCCAACACCCACUUUACGAGAGAUGACCCCCUCUUGAGCCUGUGUAUCACAAGGAAGCGCUCCCGCAAGGACAGCUCACACUCCAUCCAAAUGGCUAAUAUCGAACCACCCUCCUCGUCGCCACUGAUUGACGAUUCAAUCGAAGACCUUCUCACUGACGCCGACUUGGAGUGGCUUGUUCAUUUUGAACUGAUGGGUGAACCACAUGGCGCUGUAGACGCUUUAACUGACAAGCGGACACUUUUGGUGGUGUAGGCUACGAGUGCCUGGAAUUAUAUUUAAAUUCAAAUGAAUCAAUUCAACUGCGUUUGCAGUAGCUAUCGUACUAUUAAUAAUACAAGUGUGGAA